ACGGGAACAGGGCGGAGUCAGGGAGAGAGUUGUAAACAUGAGUUGUUCGUGUAGCAGAUAGUUACAACAGUUUAUGACAGUUUUUCCACAGCAGGUCUUCAACAUUAUAACAACUCGUAGCUAAGAGCCUCUGUGAUAAACAUGGAAGAAGUGACAGGAGCUCAGCUGAUUGCAGAGUCUUUAAAGUCUCAGCAAGUGGAGUACAUGUUCGGGAUAGUUGGUGUUCCUAUCAUUGAGGUGGCCAUGGCUGCUCAGGCUGCAGGGAUCAGAUAUGUGGGAAUGCGCAACGAACAAGCGGCAUGUUAUGCUGCCUCUGCUGUUGGAUACCUGACUGGGAGACCAGGUGCCUGCCUGGUGGUGUCUGGACCUGGACUCAUUCAUGCGCUAGGUGGAAUGGCUAACGCUAACGUGAACUGCUGGCCGGUGGUUGUUAUUGGAGGCUCCUCAGAUCAAAAUCAGGAAACAGCAGGAGCCUUUCAGGAGUUCCCUCAGGUGGAGGCAUGUCGCCUUUAUAGCAAGUUCUCUGCUAGACCCAGCAGCCUGGAGGCCAUCCCUUCAGUGGUAGAGAAGGCAGUUCGCACAAGCAUGUAUGGGCGUCCAGGUGCUUGCUAUGUGGACAUUGCAGGGGACAUGGUCAAUGCAAAAGUGGACAGGAGCAAAGUCAGACUUGUGUCCUGCUGUCCUACUCCACCAGUGAGUGUGGCUGACCAAGGUGCAAUCACUGAAGCAAUCUCCGUCUUGAAAGAAGCUAAAAGACCCUUAGUCAUCGUCGGCAAAGGAGCAGCCUAUGGCCGAGCAGAAACCGCUCUGAGGGAGUUUGUUGAAAUGAGCGGCCUGCCAUUUCUGCCCACCCCCAUGGGGAAAGGGGUCCUUCCUGAUGAUCACCCCAACUGUGUGGCUGCUGCCCGCUCCAGAGCCCUCCUCCAGGCUGAUGUUGUGCUUCUGCUCGGAGCCAGACUGAAUUGGAUGCUGCAUUUUGGUCUGCCACCUAGAUUUCACCCUGAUGUCAAGAUCAUCCAGGUUGACCUCUGUGCUGAGGAGAUGGGGAACAAUGUGAGGCCUGCUGUUGCUCUCCUGGGAGACAUCAAUGCUAUUGUCACUCAGCUACUGGAGUGUGUCCAUAGAGAUGGCUGGAAAUACUCGUCUGAUACAGAGUGGUGGAGCGCACUGAAAGACAAAAUUGCUGCUAAUGCAAAAAUAUCAAAGGCACUUGCUCUUCAGUCAACAGUACCCAUGAACUACUACACAGUGUUUCAUCAUGUUUCCCAGCUGCUGCCACAUGACUGUAUAAUUGUCAGUGAGGGUGCAAACACUAUGGACAUAGGACGCACAAUGUUGAACAACUACCUACCUCGACACAGGUUGGAUGCAGGUACAUUUGGAACAAUGGGCGUUGGCCUUGGUUUUGCUAUAGCAGCCGCCACUGUGGAGAAGAGCAAGAAUAGUAAAGGACAAAGGAUAGUCUGCGUGGAGGGGGAUAGUGCCUUUGGAUUUUCUGGCAUGGAGGUUGAAACCAUGUGCAGAUAUAAUCUACCUGUGGUCAUCAUUGUGGUCAAUAACAAUGGUAUUUACAGCGGAGUGGAUCCCGAGACCUGGAAAGAAAUGGCAAAAAUGGGAGAUCUGACCUCUAUAGCCCCACCUGUGACCCUCCUACCUGAAGCACGCUAUGAUGAGGUCAUGACAGCGUUUGGAGGUCGAGGGUUCCUGGUGAGGACGGUGGAGGAGCUGCGCAGUGCUUUACAGAUGAGCUUAGAUGACUGGGAGAGACCAAGUCUCCUAAAUGUGCUCAUCGACCCCUCCUCUGACAGAAAACAGCAGGACUUCCCUUGGCUCACACGCUCCAACUUAUAGACCAAAAAGAGGGAUCUUCCUGCUCCGUCCUCGACAUUAUCAGAACAGAAGUGACUGUUUUUCCGCAGGGAACUGGGAAAACUAGGAAAAUAUAAAGCUGCUUUUGUAACUUUUUUUGUAAUUGUUUCCAUGAAAUAACUGAUUUUUUUUCUUAUUAUUGAUUAGUAGUAUUAACAGUAUUAGUAUUAACAAUUAACAAAAGGUUAAAGGAGCAGUUUGUAGGAUGUGGCCAGAAUUUUAGUUCAAAACAUUUAAAAAAACUUAGAUUGACAACACGUACUGUAUUCAAGAUUCUCUUUUACCGAACUAAGAUAAGCAUAAUUGCCUCGUUAGCUCAUUGUAAAACACGCUUCAUUCAAACUCAACAUAAAUGACACUCACCACACCAGCCUUGGCUUGUUGUUCCACAGUCACCUCUGGUUUUGGUCGAGUAACAUGUGAAAAGAUUCCAGCUCCACGCGCCAUUUUCACCUGCCGCUGAUGUUUCGAAUCUCUGUCGAUUCCCUCUUGCUGCACAGCUCUGUUGUCCCCGUCUGCAAUGACUUGUCGUGACCAAAGUCAUAGUGUUGUUCAGAGCUGCACUUUCCUGUAACUGCUCAGCUAACUGAGCCAUAAGCUAAUUAGCUAACUGUAGCUAGCCCCAGCCAAUGACAGCGAGCUCAGAGCAGCAGCUGUCAGUUACUUUGAUGAUGUGCUGCCUACUGUUGUUUCUGGAGCUACCUUUUAAAUUCUGGUCAUGUUCUAGAAAUGACUCCUUUUAAUUGAACAUUUUUCUAUACAAUGAACAUUAUUUGCCUUUAUUUGUUCGUGUCAGAUCAGCGUUGUUGUUUUUUAUAAUUCACAUGAUAAAUCUCAUAGGUAAUUGUGAUGAACGUAACACAGUAUAUGGUUAAAUAAACUAUGUAAAUGCUUGGAAAGUUAAAAUGUCAUUUUUAUAAUUUUAUGUGCUAAAAAACGGUCCUGUCCAGAUUUUUACAAUCGCAUAUGUGCAUUGAUACAUUUACACCCUCCUUUAUAUUAGUAAGUUAUUAGUAAUACAUUGGGAACACCUUGAAACAAGGUGAAAAUCUUAUGUAAUAUCUAGAUAUAUAUUUUUUUUAAU
This is a messenger RNA of Acanthopagrus latus (yellowfin seabream), 2953 nucleotides long. It is a transcript of the gene hacl1, whose product is annotated as 2-hydroxyacyl-CoA lyase 1. Gene Ontology annotation, molecular function: magnesium ion binding; thiamine pyrophosphate binding; catalytic activity. Gene Ontology annotation, biological process: fatty acid alpha-oxidation. The record is from RefSeq and is a predicted model, not a curated record. Bases 142 to 1851 code for a protein of 569 amino acids. Gene Ontology annotation, cellular component: peroxisome. The transcript has 17 exons. Lineage: Eukaryota; Metazoa; Chordata; Actinopteri; Spariformes; Sparidae.